AUAGUUAAAACAUACAGUCGGUUUUUGGUGGAGUAUUCCUUUAACAUCUGUAACACAGAAACAGCAACAUCUGGUGGAGACACAAUCAAAUGGCAGUUUUAUUUCAAUCAGCUCUCUACCUGUGACGCAGGUAAAUGAAACUGAAAGCAGACUGACAUUGUUGAACAGAUCGCAGACGCCAUUACAUUACAGAGUGAAAUCUCUACUGAAGAACACACACUCGGAGGACUGAACAGAGAAAGUUGAAGAGACUGUAAUUUGGUGAGUCUGCAACUUAAAAAAAUUUUAGAAAUCUGGCAAAAUGGCUGAAAGAGCUCUUUUUGAAGGUUACCUGAGUUGCCAUGUGUGUUCAGAGACUCUCAGAGAUCCUGUGUCUCUGACCUGCAACCACAGCUUCUGUUCAAGCUGUCUGCAAAAAUUCUGGGAACAAGCUAAAAACAAAAACUGUCCCAUUUGUAAAAGAAAAUCCUCAAAGGAUUAUCCAUCCAUCAAUCUUUCUCUCAAAGACCUGGCUGACUCCUUUGCUAAGAGGCAGAAUAAUGAUUCACCUGAGACGGAGAAAGAAAAGGAGAAAGAGGAAGUGCUGUGUCAUAAACAUCCAGAAGUCCCUUAUUGGUUCUGUGAGGAUGAACAGAGAGCUGUGUGUCCUGUCUGUGAUUUUCUUCUCCAUCACGGUCACAAGUUGGUUUCUAUAGAACAAGCAGUCAGUGACCUGAAGGACCAGCUGAAAUCUGACUUAAAGUCUCUACAGGACAAGAGGGACAAAUACGAAGAAGUGGAGAAAACAUACAAUGAAAUGGUUGAACACUCCAAGAAGCAGCUGUCGUCCACAGAGAAGCAGAUCAGAGCAGAGUUCAACAAGCUCCACCAGUUCCUGAAAGAGGAAGAGGAGUCCAGACUGGCAGCUCUGAGGGAGGAAGAGGAGCAGAAGGGGAAGACUAUCAGCAGAGAGAUGAAGAGGAUUCAGGAGCAGAUCUCCUCUCUGUCAGACAGCAUCUCUGCUGUUGAAGAAGACCUGCAGAAACACAACGUGUCAUUCCUCAGCAGUUAUAAACCCACUCAGACCAGAGCCAGAGACCAGUGCUCACUGUCAGAUCCACAGCUGGUCUCAGGAGCGCUGAUAGAUGUGGCCAAACACCUGGGCAACCUGUCCUUCAGAGUCUGGGAGAAGAUGAAGGAGAAGGUCCACUUCAGUCCUGUCAUUCUGGACCCAAACACUGCAAACCCCCGUCUCUAUCUGUCUGACGAUCUGACCAGUGUGAGAUGUGGAGACACAAAGCAGCAGCUCCCUGAUAAUCCAGAGAGAAACACUAAUUAUGCCAAUGUUCUGGGCUCUGAGGGCUUCAGCUCAGGGAAACACAGCUGGGAGGUGGAGGUGGGAGACCAUCCUGUCUGGAAUGUGGGUUUGGCUAAAGAGUCAGUUGACAGGAAGGGAAAGCGAUUUGCUUCACCAGAAUAUGGAAUCUGGUGUUUACUGCAUCGCAGUGGAAAAUACACUAAUGGUCUUGGUAAGACUGUCAGUGUGAAGAAGAGUCUCCAGAGGAUCAGAGUCCAACUGGACUAUGACAGGGGGGAGGUGUCUUUCUACGACCCUGAAGACAUGACUCACAUCUGCACUCACAGAGACACUUUCACUGAGAAACUCUUCCCUUAUUUUAACCUUGGAGAGGCUGGUGAUGCUAAAACCACUGAUAUCAAAAUCUGUUAAACUGAGAUUUCUCUGUGAUGUUCAGGAAGGUUUGUGAGAUGUGAUUUAUUUGAUUUGAGGAGGAUAAUUAGAUCUACAGAUUUAUUUUGUCACUAUCAGUUAGUGAUUUAUAGGUGAGAGUAAUGCAUUUAACAUUUACUUUUUAAUGGUUUAAUCAUCCAGGGUUUGUUUUUCUUUUAAAGUAAAAAAUAUUUUUUUCAAAGUGUAUUUAUAAUAAUACAUUCAGACGUUUUACAAAUGUUUUCUUUUUAAAAUAAAGGAAAAACUUUUUUUACUGUGAAGAAUGGACAGAACAGGGAAUCUUUACAUAAUAAUUCACCUGUUUAUUUACCAUGUGUGUCAUUAAUCACAGAUAUCUACUGAUUGUCAAAACUUUUCUAUAUGUUCAUUCAGUUUUAUCCAUGAAAACAAACUGAAACUUCUUCCUGAUUUUUGGUGCUUCAACUCAAGAAAAUUCUGCAGAAAUUAAUUUUAAAAAGUUUUUCAUUUCUUCUGCAAGGUUCAGUCUAAAUUACAGCAGCCCAAAAUUGAAGAAAAAAAAAAAAUUGAAGGUGUCCAUCAAAUAUUGAAACAAAGAUCAUGUAGAUCACAGCUUGGGCUGUACCUGAUGACAGUUUUUUUAUUAUCUAUUAAUUUGUUCGUGCUUUUAUUCAUUGAUCAAACAUUUAGUCAAUAAAAUAAAAUGAAAAUAUACAUCAAAUAUGAUCAAUCAUCAGUCCUAAUGAUAUGUAUUCAAAAAGAUUGAUUGUAAAGCCCUGACCCUCAUGUUGAUCUGUGGAUUUUAAAGGUUGUUAGUAGUGAUCACCUUUAUCUUUCUGUUUCAGUAUUUAUUUCUUAAUUCUUGAAUAUCUAUUAAGUUGGAGCUGCUGUUUGUUCCUUUGUGUUUAUGUUAAUCAUCACUUGUGAAACACAUCAGUACAUGUGAGCCUGUGCUGAAUGAAUGUCAGGAUUUACACUGAUUAACUGUGUCUUCAAUUUAUGAUUUAUUCAAAAAGUUGUAUGUUUUCUAUCAGGUGAACAAAUGUCUUGAUCAAACAAGAGUUAAAUGAUUUCCUGGGUUACUUCGGUCAAUAAAAAUCACAAUCAAAGCUG
Molecule: messenger RNA, 2800 nt
Organism: Thunnus maccoyii (southern bluefin tuna)
Lineage: Eukaryota; Metazoa; Chordata; Actinopteri; Scombriformes; Scombridae
Product: nuclear factor 7, brain-like
Exons: 1
Coding region: 302-1708 (468 amino acids)
Molecular function (GO): zinc ion binding; protein binding
Source: RefSeq, a predicted model, not a curated record